Messenger RNA from Callorhinus ursinus (northern fur seal), 11018 nucleotides. Lineage: Eukaryota; Metazoa; Chordata; Mammalia; Carnivora; Otariidae. The record is from RefSeq and is a predicted model, not a curated record.
GGCUAGCCGCCAUCUUGCUUCUUUUUCUCGCUUGCUCUCUCCCUCUCGGGAAGCGGCGAAAGUGCUUUGGCGGUUUGUCCAUCCGCAGCUUCGGCUUUCCCAGUCCGGUGGCCCUUCCAGCCACCCCCUACCCCCAACCUCCCCUUCCCCUUUCCUCGAUCAGAGCCCGGCGGAGACUCUCGAAGUGCGCAGACCCACUCCGCUUGACACUCGCCCUGGCCGGUUUGAAGGGGUGUGACAGGAGGGUUUGGACUCGAUGAGUUUCCACCGAAAUGUCGGAGAAGUCAGGCCAGAGCACAAAAGCAAAGGAUGGGAAAAAGUAUGCAACACUCAGUUUAUUUAAUACUUACAAGGGUAAAUCUUUAGAAACUCAGAAAACCACAGUUGCAGCUCGACAUGGAUUACAGAGUCUUGGAAAAGUUGGUAUUUCACGGCGUAUGCCUCCACCUGCUAACCUCCCAAGUCUCAAAGCAGAAAACAAAGGCAAUGACCCUAAUGUGAACAUUGUACCUAAAGAUGGCACUGGAUGGGCAUCCAAACAAGAGCAGCAUGAAGAAGAAAAAACACCAGAAGUUCCACCAGCACAGCCAAAACCUGGGGUUGCAGCUCCCCCAGAAGUAGCACCUGCUCCCAAAUCUUGGGCCAGUAACAAGCAAGGUGGGCAAGGAGAUGGAAUCCAGGUGAAUAGUCAUUUUCAGCAAGAAUUUCCCAGCCUGCAGGCAGCUGGGGAUCAGGAAAAAAAAGAAAAAGAAACAAGUGAUGACAAUUAUGGACCUGGACCCAGUUUACGCCCACCAAAUGUUGCUUGUUGGAGAGAUGGUGGUAAGUCUGCUGGAUCACCUUUGACAUCUGACCAAGAUGAAAAGCUCUCUGGCCAGGAUGAAAGCACGGCUGGAACAUCAGAACAAAAUGAUAUCCUCAAAGUGGUGGAAAAGAGGAUAGCUUGUGGUCCUCCACAGGCUAAACUGAAUGGACAGCAGCCUGCUCUUGCUUCCCAGUACAGAGCUAUGAUGCCUCCUUAUAUGUUUCAACAGUAUCCGAGGAUGGCGUAUCCUCCUCUUCAUGGUCCCAUGAGGUUUCCACCUUCUUUAUCUGAAACAAACAAAAGCCUUCGAGGAAGGGGUCCACCUCCUUCAUGGGCCUCUGAGCCUGAACGCCCCUCCAUCCUUAGUGCUUCAGAACUAAAGGAGCUUGAUAAAUUUGAUAACCUAGAUGCUGAAGCUGAUGAAGGUUGGGCAGGUGCUCAGAUGGAAGUAGAUUAUACAGAACAGCUGAAUUUCAGUGAUGAUGAUGAGCAAGGAAGUAGUAGUCCUAAAGAAAACAGCAGUGAGGAUCAAGGUUCAAAAGCUUCUGAAAACACUGAAAACCGAAAAGAAGCAGAUGAAGCUUGCAACACGAAGUCAUCUUCUCAGAUACCUGCCCAGCCAUCAGUAUCAAAAGGUCCCUAUGGGAAGGGACCUCCAUUUAAUCAGGAACGUGGACCAUCUUCACACCUGCCACCACCUCCAAAAUUGCUUGCACAGCAGCAUCCUCCUCCAGACCGGCAGGCAGUACCUGGAAGACCAGGCCCUUUCCCCCCGAAGCAGCAAGUACCAGAUGAAGAUGAAAUAUGGAAGCAAAGAAGAAGACAGCAGUCAGAACUUUCUGCAGCAGUGGAACGCGCUCGGAAACGGCGUGAAGAGGAAGAGCGAAGAAUGGAAGAACAAAGGAAGGCAGCAUGUGCAGAGAAACUGAAACGAUUGGAUGAAAAGCUUGGCAUUGUGGACAAACAACCCUCUCCAGAGGAGAUUAGAGAAAGGGAGCGAGAAAAAGAACGGGAGCGUGAGAAAGAACUUGAAAGAGAACAAGAACGGGAGCGAGAGAAGGAGAGGGAAAAAGAAAGGGAGAGGCAACAGGAGAAGGAGAAAGAACUGGAGAGAGAGCAGGAAAAACAGAGAGAACUGGAAAAGGAAAGAAAGCAAGAAAAAGAAAAAGAACUAGAACGACAGCAGGAAAAGGAAAAAGAACUGCAAAAGAUCAAGGAACAGGAAAAGGAAUGUGAGUUGGAGAAGAAAGAAAGGGAAAAAGUGGAGGAAAAAAUUGAACACAAAGAACCAACUUUAGAGCCUAUGGUAGAGAAACCAGAAAGUGAAACCAGCUGUAAUAAAGAGGAUGAUGCAGUUUUCACCAGACAAGACAGCAGUCGCAGUGAAAAAGAGACCAUGCAAGUGGCACAUGAAACAGAGCCAGAAUCGGGGGCUCAGCCUCGGCCUGCUGUAUUAUCUGGUUAUUUUAAACAGUUUCAGAAGUCUUUACCACCUCGAUUUCAGAGACAGCAGGAGCAGAUGAAGCAGCAGCAGUGGCAGCAGCAGCAGCAGCAAGGCGUGCUUCCACAGACGGUGCCGUCGCAGCCGUCCGGCGGUGCCGUCCCUCCUCCGCCACACAGACCUCUCUACCAGCCCAUGCAGCCUCACCCUCAGCACUUGGCUUCUAUGGGUUUUGAUCCAAGGUGGCUCAUGAUGCAGUCGUACAUGGAUCCCCGAAUGAUGUCAGGUAGACCUGCUAUGGAUAUUCCACCCAUUCAUCCGGGAAUGAUUCCUCCUAAGCCAUUAAUGAGAAGAGAACAGAUGGAAGGAUCACCAAACAGUUCUGAGUCAUUUGAGCAUAUAGCACGAUCUACAAGAGAUCAUGCAGUUUCCCUCCCUGAACCUCGUGUAAUGUGGGGGUCAGAUCCCUAUCCCCAUACAGAGCCUCAGCGGGCCACUACUCCCAAGGCAACAGAAGAACCUGAGGAUGCAAGGCCUGAAGCCCCAGUGGAUCAGGAACAGAUUACUGCUGCUUAUCCUGUAGAACACGGUCAAUUAGAGGUUCAUCCAAAAGCAGACUUUGUCAGAGAAUCAAGUGAGACAGAAGUACAAAAGUUUUUAAGCAGAUCUGUGGAAGACAUUAGAUCUCACCAUACUGACACAAACAGUCAGUCUGCUUGUUUUGAUGUACCUGAUCAAAAAACUGUAUCCACUCCUCAAGAAGAGCGGAUGUCAGCUGGAGAAAGUCAGCCUGCCCGGAAAAGAAGUGUUUCCCAUGGAUCUAACCAUACUCAAAAAUCAGAGGAGCAAAGAAAUGACCCAUCUGCAGGCAUUCCUAAAGUAACCAGCAGAUGCACUGAUUCAAAGGACCCAGUAGAAAGGACAGAGGAAAAGCCAAAGAAGGAUGGCUUUAUACGAUCUUCUGAGGGACCCAAACCUGAAAAACUGUAUAAAUCUAAAUCAGAAACUCGUUGGGGCCCAAGGCCAAGCUCCAACAGAAGAGAAGAAGGUAAUGAUAGGCCUGUGAGAAGAUCAGGUCCCAUUAAAAAACCUAUACUUAGGGAUAUGAAAGAGGAGCGUGAGCAGCGGAAGGAGAAGGAAGGGGAAAAGGGAGAAAAGGUCACUGAAAAAGUUGUAAAACCUGAAAAGACAGAAAAGAAAGAUCCUCUUGCUCCAGUCCCACCACCUGCAGCACCGGUUCAGCCGCAAUCAGUUCCACCACCACCUCAACCAGAACUGGAGAAAUUACCUUCAACAGAAACUUCAACUGUGGUUCAAAAGCCACCUCAAGAUGCUGAGAAGCCCUUGGAACCUUUAAGUAGUGUUGAGGUAGAGCCUGUGGCUAAAACUGUAAACCAGCAAACUGUCACAGCACCAGCAGUGAAAGAAGAAAAACAACCUGAGAAACUGGGUAGCAAAGAUCUUGUUUUAGAGAGGCCUCGACCAGAUUCAAGACCAGCAGUUAAAAAAGAAUCCACUUUACCCCCUCGGACCUAUUGGAAAGAAGCUAGAGAUAGAGAUUGGUUUCCAGAUCAAGGAUACAGAGGUCGAGGCCGGGGUGAAUACUAUUCCAGAGGCCGAAGCUAUAGAGGUUCUUACGGAGGGCGUGGCCGGGGUGGGAGGGGGCACACUCGAGACUAUCCUCAGUAUAGAGACAAUAAGCCACGGACAGAGCAUGUGCCCUCAGGACCUCUUCGACAGCGAGAAGAAAGUGAAACACGAAGUGAGAGCUCUGAUUUUGAAGUUGUUCCCAAAAGAAGACGACAGCGAGGUUCAGAGACUGACACAGACAGUGAAAUUCAUGAAAGUGCAAGUGAUAAGGAUAGUUUAAGCAAAGGUAAACUUCCCAAAAGAGAGGAAAGGUCUGAAAACAAAAAACCUAUAAAGCCUCAGUCUUCUUUCAAGCCUGAAAAUCACAUCCGAAUAGAUAAUAGACCUCUAGAAAAACCUUAUGCGAGGGAUGAUGAUAAAUCUAAACCAGGCUUCCUUCCUAAGGGAGAGCCUACACGGCGAGGCAGAGGGGGAACAUUCAGACGUGGUGGAAGGGAUCCUGGAGGCCGGCCAUCGCGCCCUUCCACCUUACGAAGACCUGCCUACAGGGACAAUCAGUGGAACCCAAGGCAGGCAGAAGCUCCUAAGCCAGACGAUGGAGAGCCACCAAGAAGACAUGAGCAAUUUAUUCCUAUACCAGUAGAUAAGCGACCUCCAAAAUUUGAGCGAAAAUUUGACCCAGCUAGAGAGAGGCCCCGACGACAACGUCCUACCCGACCACCAAGGCAAGAUAAGCCGCCUCGAUUUAGACGUCUCAGAGAGAGGGAGGCCGCUUCCAAAACCAACGAGGUGGCAGUGCCCACAAAUGGCACCGUUAAUAAUGUGGUUCAAGAACCGGUUAACCCUGCUGGGGAUAUUUCUGGGAAUAAGACGCCAGACUUAUCUAAUCAGAACUCUUCAGAUCAGGCAAAUGAAGAAUGGGAAACAGCUUCUGAAAGCAGUGAUUUCAACGAGAGACGUGAGAGAGAUGAAAAAAAAAAUGCUGAUUUGAAUGCACAAGCAGUUACAAAGGCCGGAGAGAAUGUUUUACCUCCAAAAAGGGAAAUAGCAAAGAGAAGUUUUUCUAGCCAGAGGCCUGGCGUAGAUCGCCAGAAUCGGCGUGGCAACAGUGGUCCACCCAAAUCCGGAAGGAAUUUCUCAGGUCCUAGAAAUGAAAGGAGAAGUGGUCCACCAUCAAAAAGUGGGAAGCGAGGGCCAUUUGAUGACCAGUCUGCAGGCACAGCUGUUGUUGAUCCUGUCAAUGGCAGCUCUGCACACCACCAGGAAGGAACACCUAAUGGUACAGGACAAAAGAACACCAAAGAUUCCACAGGGAAAAAAAGAGAGGACCCCAAAUCAGGCCCUAAAAAACCCAAAGAAAAAGUAGAUGCACUAUCACAGUUCGAUCUCAACAAUUAUGCAAGUGUUGUUAUAAUUGACGACCAUCCUGAAGUAACAGUAGUGGAAGACCCCCAGUCAAAUUUGAAUGAUGACGGUUUUACUGAGGUGGUUUCCAAAAAACAACAAAAACGUUUACAGGAUGAAGAACGUCGAAAGAAGGAAGAACAAAUCAUACAGGUCUGGAACAAAAAGAAUGCAAAUGAGAAAGGAAGAAGUCAGACUUCUAAGCUUCCUCCACGGUUUGCCAAAAAACAGGCUACAGGGACCCAGCAAGCACAGGCUCCAGCUCCAGCUCCAGCCUCGGUUCCAGGUCCAGCCUCAACCCCAGUCCCAGUUCCAGCCUCAGCCCCAGCUCCAGUCCUAACCUCAGCCUCAGCUCCACUCCCAGCCUCAGCCUCAACUCCAGUUGCACCCUCCACCUCAGCUGCAGCCUCAGUCUCUUCGUCUUCAGCUCCAGCUCCAACCCCCAUCCUUGCCUCAGCUUCAUCCCCAGCCUCUGUCCCCAUCCUUGCCUCAGCCUCAAUUCCCAUCCUUGCUUCAGCCCUAGCCCCAGCUUCAGCUUCAACUCCAGCCCCAGCCACCUCAGCCCCAGUAGCCCCCGCCUCAGCCCCAGCUGCCCCAGCCCCAGCCCCUACCCUAGUCCCUGCCCCGGCUUCAGCCCCGGCACUGGUCCCAGUCCCCACUCCAGCCCCCAGUGCACCAUCCCAGACUCAGGGACAGACUCAUAAACCAGUCCAGAGUCCGCUACAAACUACAACACAGUCUUCAAAACAGCCACCACCUUCAAUUAGACUGCCUUCAGCUCAGACACCUAAUGGCACAGAUUAUGUAGCCACAGGAAAGUCCAUCCAGACCUCACAGUCACAUGGCACACUUACAGCUGAAUUAUGGGAUAACAAGGUGGCCCCACCAGCUGUGCUGAAUGACAUUUCAAAGAAAUUAGGUCCCAUUAGUCCACCACAGCCACCUUCAGUCAGUGCGUGGAAUAAGCCGCUAACAUCGUUUGGAUCAGCUACUUCAUCAGAGGGAACAAAGAAUGGUCAAGAAAGUGGAGUUGAAAUUGGAAUUGACACAAUUCAGUUUGGUGCUCCAGCUUCAAAUGGGAAUGAAAAUGAAAUUGUGCCUGUACUUUCGGAAAAAACUACUGACAAGAUACCCGAACCUAAAGAACAACGGCAGAAGCAGCCACGGGCAGGCCCUAUCAAAGCCCAGAAGCUUCCAGAUUUGAGUCCACUAGAAAAUAAAGAACAUAAACCAGGUCCUAUUGGAAAAGAACGUUCAUUAAAAAAUAGAAAAGUAAAAGAUGCCCAACAGGUGGAGCCAGAAGGUCAAGAGAAACCAAGCCCCGCUACAGUCAGAAGUUCAGAUCCUGUGACAACAAAGGAAACCAAAGCAGUUGCGGAAAUGUCUACUGAAAUAGGAGCGAUGAUUUCCGUGUCGUCCACGGAAUACGGCGCUAACGUGAAGGAGUCUGUAACAGACUAUACUACACCUUCUUCUUCUCUGCCUAACACUGUGGCUACUAAUAAUGCAAAGAUGGAGGAUACUUUGGUUAAUAAUGUGCCCUUGCCCAACACCCUCCCCCUCCCUAAGAGGGAGACUAUACAACAGAGCUCCAGCCUAACUUCAGCUCCUCCCACUACUUUCAGCCUCACCUUCAAGAUGGAGUCUGCACGCAAGGCAUGGGAGAAUUCUCCAAAUGUGAGGGAGAAGGGAUCUCCAGUAACUUCCACAGCACCUCCAAUUGCAAGUGGAGUCAGCAGUAGUGCCGGUGGACCAAGCACUGCCAAUUACAGUUCAUUCUCAAGUGCAUCCAUGCCUCAGAUUCCUGUUGCUUCAGUCACUCCCACAACAUCACUAUCAGGAGCUGGUACAUACACUACCUCUUCUUUGAGUACAAAAUCUACAAGCACAUCAGAUCCUCCUAACAUUUGUAAAGUGAAGCCCCAGCAGUUACAGACGAGCAGCCUGCCGUCGGCGGGUCAUUUCUCACAGUUGAGCUGCGUGCCUUCCCUUAUUGCCCAGCAGCAGCAGCAGAGCCCGCAGGUCUACGUGUCCCAGUCGGCAGCAGCUCAAAUCCCUGCUUUCUAUAUGGACACAAGUCAUUUAUUCAAUACCCAACAUGCACGCUUGGCUCCACCAUCCUUGGCUCAACAACAAGGCUUCCAACCAGGUCUCUCUCAGCCAACUUCAGUUCAGCAGAUCCCGAUCCCCAUUUAUGCGCCGCUACAAGGACAGCACCAAGCCCAGCUGAGUCUGGGUGCUGGGCCUGCUGCGUCCCAGGCUCAAGAGUUAUUCACUUCUUCACUUCAGCCAUAUAGAUCUCAGCCAGCCUUUAUGCAAAGCAGUCUGUCCCAGCCAUCUGUGGUUCUUUCUGGUACCGCCAUCCACAACUUUCCAGCUGUCCAACACCAGGAACUUGCAAAGGCACAGUCAGGUCUUGCCUUUCAACAAACUUCAAAUACGCAGCCUAUUCCUAUAUUGUAUGAACAUCAGCUGGGUCAGGCAUCGGGACUAGGAGGUUCCCAACUAAUUGAUACACAUCUCCUCCAGGCUAGAGCAAAUCUUACCCAGGCUUCAAAUCUUUAUUCUGGACAAGUACAACAGCCUGGUCAGACAAAUUUUUAUAACACUGCCCAGUCACCAAGUGCUCUCCAGCAGGUAAACUAUGGCAUGGUUACAGUACCUUUACCAGCAUCCCAGCUUUCAUUACCUAAUUUUGGAUCUACAGGGCAGCCUUUAAUUGCUUUGCCUCAGACUCUUCAGCCCCCAUUACAGCAUACCACUCCACAAGCCCAGGCCCAGAGCCUGAGUCGUCCUGCACAAGUAAGCCAGCCUUUCAGAGGAUUAAUCCCUGCUGGAACACAGCAUAGCAUGAUUGCAACCACAGGAAAAAUGUCUGAAAUGGAACUGAAAGCCUUUGGAAGUGGCAUUGAUAUAAAACCAGGCACACCUCCAAUCAGCGGUAGAAGCACCACACCAACAUCUAGUCCCUUCCGGGCUACUUCCACAAGUCCGAACAGCCAGUCCAGCAAAAUGAACAGCAUUGUCUAUCAGAAGCAGUUCCAGUCAGCCCCUGCCACUGUGAGAAUGACACAACCAUUUCCUACACAGUUUGCACCCCAGAUUCUCUCUCAGCCUAACCUGGUCCCUCCAUUGGUAAGAGCCCCACAUACUAACACCUUCCCAGCGCCUGUUCAGAGGCCGCCAAUGGCACUGGCCAGUCAGAUGCCUCCUCCGCUGACCACAGGCCUCAUGAGCCAUGCUCGUUUGCCACAUGUAGCCAGGGGUCCUUGUGGAUCACUAUCUGGAGUCAGAGGUAAUCAGGCCCAGGCUGCGUUGAAGGCUGAACAAGACAUGAAGAAGAGAGCUGUGGGAAGAGGACUCAGCCACAAGACAUUUGGUCCUAGGUGUUGGUAAUGCCACAAUAUAAGUGCUUCCUUUUCGUUUUAUUGUAGACCACAUAUUGAUGACUAGAAGUUUUAAGUGUUACAUAUAUGUCUUCAAAUUUGCAAGCAGCCUCCCUAAAUAGAAUUUGAUAUCAGUAAGUCUUGUUCCGGAAAAGUUACAGACCAACGGCAAUUUCUGUCUUAUUAUUUUAUAAGAGGGCAAACUUUGAAAACGUGGUGGGAGGUGGUCCUGUUGUUUUCAAAUGUUUAAAAAAAAAAUCACAUGGAAUAUUUGCCAAGAUAGGAAGAAAUCUGUCCAUUAAAAGCUGAAAGAUCAUUGAGGUACUUUUGGUUUGGGCCAAACAUGUGGGGCAAACGGAUUUGUGGUUGGUGAAGAGUAAACGGAGAUGGACGGACAGACAGGCUUUGCUAAUGCUGCAACGUUCUCAGUCGUUGUUUCUCAUUUUUUAAGGCAAAGCAGAGAGCAGAGGUUCUUCAGUCCACGCAGCGGUUCUUCUCUGAACAACAACAGAGCAAACAGAUAGGAGGCAAAGCCCCGAAAGUGGACAGUGAUUCAAGUAAACCUCCUGAAACACUGACCGACCCUCCUGGUGUCUGUCAGGAAAAAGUAGAAGAAAAGCCACCCCCUGCACCCACCAUAGCCACCAAACCUGUUAGAACUGGACCAAUCAAACCUCAGGCGAUCAAAACGGAAGAAACAAAAUCUUAAAGGCUGUGGUUUAUUGCAGGGGGUUGGGGGAGGGGAGAGGGGCACAAGGGAGAAUGAGGUCGGAUAAUGCCGGCAGCCAAAGGGGUAAAGUGGUCUGUGACAUUAUCCUGUGCAGAGCUGGGAGGUGCGCAGGGGACACAGGAGCAAUUUACACUGAUACACAGCCGCUGCAGCAGUAAAAUGAGGCUUUGCCAGCUUGCACCUACUGUAUAAUGCGCACUCUGUUGAUGGCCGUGCAUCUUCAGUCAGAAUUUAUAUACAAAUACGUGCACACGUUCCUUGAGUGCAUAUCAUUUAGAGCUGAAAUCCUUAUGGUUAGAUGAAACACCAGAAAUAUGAGGAAAAUAACCCUGCCGAGGAAUAGCUGAGCCCAAACAGUGGUGAUUCCAGCUAAUAGAUCAGGUGUGGUUUCUUUGCUCCCUUAUGUUCUUUGGAUGUGAUUGUAGCAUUUGUGGGCUUGGUGGUCAAGAACUGAAGAUAACUGGUGCUGGAUAGAGGAGCCUUAUUUUUUAUUAUGGCAGCUUGCUAUUUUUGUAACAUUGUGAUUGAGUUGAACACAAUCAAAGUACAGUCACUGAUUCCCCCUUUUUCCUGGAUGAGUGAGCAGGUGAUGAAAUAUGCUGUCCACAUCCUUGGACAUGUCCAAAUGGACAGGGUUUGACUACUACUUCUGUUUGAAAUGAUGCUGUGUUUUGGUUGUGGCCCGAAGCUUUGAAGUGCUACUUGGCAUCUCCUUUCUUCCACGGAGUUGUCAUGUCUUCAAACAUGACAGAUUGGGUAAAAUACUAGUUAGGUUGAGUCUGGCUUGCCUCCACUCGUCAUCUUUGUAUGAAUCCAAUAGGCUUUUGUUUGUUUGUUUUUAACGGUUUUUAACUGACGUUCAUCAAGAGCAGUGAAUACCUAAAACUAUGCCCUUAAUGGAGGAAAUCCUAUCGAAGAAGGUGCAUUUCUUUACCAGAGCUGUGUCAUACCAUCCUUUGGGCCCUCUGCUGGAAAAGUAGAAUCAAGUCUCAAAUAAUGCCUUUUUAAUUGUAUCCUCUAGGAUUAUAGAUGUAGGACAGUACUGUAUCAUACCUCUGUGAAUGUAAAAUAUCUUGUACCUGCUUUAUGAUACGUAAUAGUGACCGUGCUUUAUCAGAGCUGUUUUUAAUGACGUUAUUCUAGAAUGUUUUCUUUCCAGAUGAUGAUUGAGAAGCUAAUAAAAAAAUGGUGCCAGGUGCCACAACAGUAACAGAACUUUGCUGUUUUCUGGGGUUUUGUUUUGUUUUUUACCUUUCCCCCCCCUUUUUUAUUAAUGGAGUGUGCUGGAUGUCUCUAUAAUUUUGUUCAGAUGACUGCAGAACCUGGAAAAGCUGUUGCUGCUAUUGAUGCAUAACAUACUGCUAUUGGUCUUUUUAUAUAAAUAAAUAAAUAUAUAUAUAUAUAUAUAUACAUACAUAUACAUAUAUAUAUAAAUAAUUUGAAUUUUUGGAAACUUUAGCUGUGCUGUCAACUUUGGAAAAAGUAUCCCAGUUGUACCGUGUUGGGUUGGCAUUGUACAGAAAUUAACAGCCAUAUUGGUCUAGAAAUGUUAAACAUAAUUUUUUCCAUUUGUACAGGGGUAACGCACUGUAUUAAAUAUGUAAGGUCUUAUCUACAUGGGUUUGAUUACAGAAACUAAUAAAGUAUUCUCUAAAUAAUGAA